AUGGGUCGCCGAAAAGCAAGAUCCUACCGGGCUUCAAGCCCACCAGAUUCAGACUCCAGCGCAUCCAGCGACACAAGUUUCGAGUCUGCAAAGGUAAUCGGCGACGAAGGCGAUGCAGAGGCUCUGCAUUUGAAACGAAAGGCCUCCAGAAGCGGCCAAAUACCCCCGCACCGCUGCCGGCAUUGCGACUAUAUUCCCACUCUGCGCCCUUACCGGCGCGAGCCGGUGCAUGUUCUGAAAAGCCGAGCCGAGAUCAAACACGCUGCUAGAAAGGGGUGCAAUUGGGCGUUACUGCUCUAUCCGCAAAUCCGUUAUUUUGACCUCGAGCGGAAGGCUGUAAGGAGUCUCAUCGACAAAGGAUUUCGACCCAGGAUAGAUGUGGAAGAGGGAGUUCGUGUGGACGUUGGCAAUGGGGGCUCACGUGUUAUCACCGAUAAAAGAAACAACGAGAAGGCAUUGUCGAGCGCUUUCGAGCGUUCCUCAGAACGCGAGGAGUUUCUGUCAUUUUCCGACGAGGACAGUGACUUCUGGGGGGGAUUCGAGCUGUGGUCGGCUGAAUACUGGCCAGAAGACUUCGGGGGAUCCAUCAACCCUGAUCUUGUUCGUUUGGAGUUUCAACUUCAUCAAUAUGAGCCUCUGGAGAUGCAUGUCAGCAUGUGUCUCUGUGGGCCAUCGGAAAUCUAUGCUUUGCGUCACUCGGCCAGCCCAUCAACGACCCAUGAUUCAUCGGCAAGCCGUACUAACGGCCGUUCUGGAGGUGAUUCUGAGUCGAGGAGAUUUGUUGAUAAAGUCCCCAUGUUGAGUGUGUGGUCUUGCUUUGAGAUGUUUCACGUAGUGGGACGUGCAGGUGACCUGAUGCAGUUGGGCCUUGGUGAAUCUCUUGCGCCUGUCAACACAGAUCCAGGGGCCCGGGAAUCCCUGGAGCUAAUGAGACAUUGGCAUCGCUUCUGUAAAACGAAUCACGAAUGCGGCAUGGAAAAGCCGCCGGAUGUUAUGCCUAGGAUGAUUUUAGACCUCAUGACGACUCUCGACACCUCAAAGGUUGGCCUCAAGAUAAUCACACCCGACGACGUCCACAAGCGGUAUCUUGCUUUGUCGUAUUGCUGGGGACAAUCCGCACAGAACCUCGUCCUGCUCAAGGCAACUAUGACACAAUUCGCACAAGGGAUCAAGAUUACUUCUCUUGACCAGACAAUUCAAGACGCCAUCAAGAUUGCGAAAGCUUUGGGUUACCGAUAUUUAUGGGUCGAUGCAUUAUGUAUCAUUCAAGAUGACCCGAUUUUCAAAAGCGCCGAGAUCUCUCGAAUGGAUGAGAUAUACAGAAAUGCGACGAUAUGCAUAGUUGCUGCGAGAGCAAGCAGUGUGAAGGAAGGCUUCCUGUCUAAACGUUUGCCCCUCGGUCAGCACACACCCAACACCGUCUUCCCGCUCAGGAUUAAGGGUUCGAAGAAUGAACCGCGUACAAAAGCUGUCCUCAUUCCACAACAGGACACUUUGGCGGGCGAUCUCACUGACGAGCCUAUGGAAGAUCUGGAGUGGUUUACCUCCCUGACACCCAAUGACCCUCUUCCCGACCAAGAGCCCUGGGAACAAAGAGCGUGGACUGUGCAAGAGGAUCUCCUGUCCGCGAGACAAUUGAAAUUUGGCAACAAUCAAACGACCUGGACGUGCUUCUGCUCCACGUUGCCGUACAUUGCGUCUGACGGCUGGCUCAAGAAUGGUUCCCGAGAAGGCAAUCGGGUAUAUGAUACAGAGUUGUUUCGGCGGGUGAACCAAAACUUGAGAAGGUUACAGUCCCGGGACCGGGUUUCAAGAAGAAGAGAUCCGCUUGCAAACUCCGAGACUUUAUUUCCAGACGCCCUGAGCACGUGGUACAGAUUGGUCGAGUGUUAUUCUUUCCGGCAUGUGACAAACAAAAGCGAUAGACUGCCCGCGAUAUCGGCCCUGGCCAAGGAGUUCGCCAAGGUCCUGAAGGACGAGUACGUUUGCGGCCAUUGGAGAUCUCGUUUGCCAUUGGAGCUCAUGUGGUCCCCCGUCCGCGGAUCGCACUCUCUUCGUGACACACGGCCAAGACUGCGGCCUUCAUGGAGUUGGGCUUCCUUUGAGGGCGCCAUUAUGAUGACCUCUUACAAGUUCGAUGCAAAUUUCAAGGUCUAUGGCCAUUUCGUGGACUUGGAACACCCCCACGCACCAUAUGGCGCCGUCAAGGCAGCCAGUCUCGACCUACAAGGAUUACUCAUCGAAGACCAGAUCGUGCGCCAUGAUCGUAACGGGAAGCCGAACCUGGGUCUUUCCAAUCAGAGCAGGAAUGGUGUGCGAGGAUGCGUACUUGGUCGCCACGCGAGGCUGCAUCUUGACUACCCCGAUGAACUACGAGUAAGCGAAGAUGAACUUGCUAGCUUUGUCUUGCUUGUUGUCUCUGAUUCUCGGAAUUCGGAUAGUCCAGACGGUCUCGUUCUGCGCCCACACGGAAAUGACAUAUACAGUCGAGUGGGGCUCUUCGCGUUUUAUCAGAACUACACUGGGCUCAAGUCAGUCACUAGUCCGGAUUCCUACGACCUCAAGCUGUUUUUUGGGCACGAUAAGAGCUCAGAGGAUGGAAAGAAAUACCGGAGACUUUGGAAGGACUCAUACAUGUACCGAGGAGGAGAGUUGCGGACAAGUAAGGGACACGUUAGACGGUUCUCGCUUGUGUAA
Molecule: messenger RNA, 2697 nt
Organism: Thyridium curvatum
Lineage: Eukaryota; Fungi; Ascomycota; Sordariomycetes; Thyridiales; Thyridiaceae
Exons: 2
Coding region: 1-2697 (898 amino acids)
Source: RefSeq, a predicted model, not a curated record